Molecule: messenger RNA, 1743 nt
Organism: Alternaria arborescens
Lineage: Eukaryota; Fungi; Ascomycota; Dothideomycetes; Pleosporales; Pleosporaceae
Product: Lignostilbene-alpha,beta-dioxygenase isozyme I
Exons: 3
Coding region: 1-1743 (580 amino acids)
Biological process (GO): carotene catabolic process
Molecular function (GO): carotenoid dioxygenase activity
Source: RefSeq, a predicted model, not a curated record
AUGGCGCACAUAUUCUCCCUCGCUACACCCACAUCCCCAGCGUAUCAUAAAGGGAGCCGAUCCGGUGAUCAGGUCAAGUUCCCAGAAAGUGGCUUUUUCCAAGGCUUCAAUAAGCCAUCACGACUUGAAGCCGACAUCUUCGAGCUUGAGACGACUGGUACAAUUCCUAGAGACAUAAACGGCACCUUCUUUCGCAUACAACCUGACCAUCGCUUUCCACCUCUGUUUGAAGAAGACAUACACUUCAAUGGUGAUGGCUCAGUAUCUGCAUUCCGGUUCGAGAAUGGUCACAUCGACUUCAGACAGCGAUUUGUACAUACCGAUCGCUUCAAAGCGGAAACAAAAGCGCGCAAGUCACUACUGGGACGGUACAGAAAUCCUUACACAGAUAACGAGAUGGUGAAAGGCAUCAUCAGAACAGCGUCGAAUACUAACAUCAUCUUCUGGCGUGGAGUGUUGCUAGCGACGAAGGAAGACGGGCCACCUUUUGCCAUGGACCCGGUCACGCUUGAGACAAUUGGUCGGUAUGAUUUCGAUGGCCAAGUACAAUCUCCGACGUUCACUGCGCAUCCCAAGUUCGACCCGGAUACUGGAGAGAUGGUUUGCUAUGGCUAUGAAGCCGGAGGUAAUGGGUACGAUGCUAGUUGCGACAUCGUGGUGUACACGAUUGAUAAAGACGGGGAAAAGACUGAAGAAUGCUGGUACAAGGCACCAUUUUGCGGAAUGAUACAUGAUUGCGCCAUCACGAAGAAUUACCUGAUCCUACCGCUCACUCCAAUCAAAGUCAACGCGGAGAGGCUCAAGAAAGGUGGCAAUCACUUUGCUUGGGAUCCCGAUGAAGAUCAGUGGUAUGGCAUUGUGCCUCGCCGCAAUGGGAAGCCAGAGGAUAUCGUCUGGCUACGUGCUGACAAUGGCUUUCAUGGCCACGUUGCCGGCUCCUACGAAGACUCUUCGGGAAAUAUCGUCGUUGACCUUACUAUAGCCUCUGACAAUGUCUUCUACUUCUUCCCACCAGACAGCCAAGCAGACACGCCCAUGACACUACUUCAGCGUAAUAAGCUCGUCUCCGAUACUUACCGCUGGGUCUUUGAUCCCAAGACUCCUACCAACACGCGGGUGCAGCCACACAAACUCUUCGGUACCAACGGCGAGUUUUCGCGCAUCGACGAUCGAGUGUUGACGAAGAAGUACAACCACUUCUGGCAAUGCAACAUAGACCCAAGUAAGCCGUACGACUUCCAGAAGUGUGGCCCGCCAGCUGGUGGGCUUUUCAAUGUGUUGGGUCAUUAUGAGUGGGAGAGCGGAAAGAAAGACACUUUCUGGGCAGGCCCAACAUGCACGUUCCAAGAACCCGUAUUCGUACCCAAAGCCUCAUCUUCUCCGGCGGAUCUCGUUGAAGGCGAGGGAUAUAUCAUGGCGCUGCUCAACCAUCUUGAUAUUUUGCGCAACGAUAUCCUUAUCUUUGAUGCACAGAACCUCUCACAGGGUCCGCUAGCGGUUAUACAUCUGCCGGUGAAGUUGCGCUUGGGCUUACAUGGUAACUUCGUCGAGCAGAAAGACAUUGACGAAUGGGCUGAGAAGAGGAAGGAAGGUGGUGAGGUUGGACCGGCGGUACCGGCGAAGGAGAUGUUGCCGUGGCAGAAGAAAAUGGCAGAGGAGGAAGGCCUGGGAAGCGCAGUGUCAGUACCUGGGAAGGGGGUUGGGAACGGAUUGAAUGGUACGAUUGGAAUCAACGGUCACUGA